UCAGCGGGCGGGUGCCGCCUGCUCCCGUGAGGCCCCGCGCGCGGCGGCGUGACGGCGCCAUGGAGGGCGGCUUCGGCUCGGACCUGGGGGGCGCGGGCGGCGGGAAGCUGGACCCGGGGCUCAUCAUGGAGCAGGUGAAGGUGCAGAUCGCCGUGGCCAACGCGCAGGAGCUGCUGCAGAGGAUGACGGACAAGUGUUUCCGCAAGUGCAUCGGGAAGCCGGGGGGCUCGCUGGACAACUCGGAGCAGAAGUGCCUCGCCAUGUGUAUGGACCGCUACAUGGACGCUUGGAACACCGUGUCGCGCGCCUACAACUCGCGGCUGCAGCGGGAACGUGCCAACAUGUGACCUCGGGGGGCUUGGGGCUCCCACCCUGCCUGGAGGGAGGGGCC
Ochotona princeps (American pika) is the source of this 391-nucleotide messenger RNA. It is a transcript of the gene TIMM13, whose product is annotated as translocase of inner mitochondrial membrane 13. The coding region runs from base 60 to 347 and encodes 95 amino acids. The transcript has 3 exons. NCBI's taxonomy places the organism in Eukaryota, Metazoa, Chordata, Mammalia, Lagomorpha, Ochotonidae. The record is from RefSeq and is a predicted model, not a curated record.